This is a messenger RNA of Scheffersomyces amazonensis, 567 nucleotides long. RefSeq lists its product as uncharacterized. Gene Ontology annotation, cellular component: endoplasmic reticulum membrane. Bases 187 to 438 code for a protein of 83 amino acids. The transcript has 2 exons. NCBI's taxonomy places the organism in Eukaryota, Fungi, Ascomycota, Pichiomycetes, Serinales, Debaryomycetaceae. Gene Ontology annotation, biological process: vacuolar proton-transporting V-type ATPase complex assembly. The record is from RefSeq and is a predicted model, not a curated record.
UGCUCAUUUUAAAAUUGUCGAUGAUAAAAUUAAUUUGUAUGAGGGAAGGAGGGGUCCUGUGUGCAGUCCCGUUGAAUUCCCAUAGUUAACAGCUUUCCCAUACCUAAUGCAAACAGCCAAUGUUAUAAUUCAAAAGUAUCUAGUAAUUAUCGUAUAGUUCCAGUACAAUAUAAGAGUUUAUUCAAUAUGGCUGGACGUCCCGAUAUUCCUCAAUCAGUGAUCAACAAGUUGGUUUUCUUCACGGCUGGUAUGAUAGUGUUCCCCAUAACUACAUUUUUUAUUGUUCAAUAUCUCUUUGGAAAUAAUGCUAUACUCAGUGGUGGUGCAGCAGCUGCAGUGGCAAAUAUCGUAUUAAUAGGUUAUGUUGUAGCAGCAUUCAUGGAGGAUACUAGUAAUACCGAAGUGGACGAUAAAGGUGAGAGUAAGAAAUCGAGGUGAAAAUUCAAUUACUGAAGAGAAGAGGUAAUUCUUCCCUAUACAUAUAGUAUCUUGUAUAAUUUCCUGUAUAACUUUUCUAUUUACUUGUAUAAUUGUAUAAUAUUUAAUUUACAUAGUAUUUUGCAUUGC